AUGAACAAUUACUUUACAAAAUAUAUACCUAAUAUAAGAUUGUCUAAUACAGGUGAUUCUGAUGAUCAUACUAUUGGCAACUCGACCAACAGUCUACCGCAUAUAAAUUACAUAAUUAUUUUUAAUCCAACAUUUGUGUCUCCCAAAGCCGAAUCUGAUGAAGAAUUAAUUAAACAAAUUAUAGUUUUCCUACAAGGUAAAGACUUGCCAGAAUCACAAUUUUCACAAAUAGAACAAUUGAAAUUAAUUGGUUUAUUGAGAGGAAUUGAAUCGCUUGGUGAAAGUUUUUCCAAUUCAACCACGUCCACAACAACAGGUAAAAAACCAACAAUUCUUAAAUCAUUGGAUUCCUCAACUGUAAUGAUAGAAUUGGAAUCCAACUAUUUUUUAGCUUGCAAUAUCACAAUCAGCUCUCAAAUCAAUGAUCAAACUGUCAACGGGAUUAACCAACAGUUACUAAAAUCAAUUAUGCAAUCACAACGAUAUUUUGAAUUAUUCAAUAAGUCCAUAGAUUACACUUAUAAUCAAUAUGGAAUUAAUUAUUUACAAGAUAGUUUAAAAUCAUUUUGGCAAAAUUUUUUAACAAUGUAUAAUUCCCAAUCAAUAAAGAUUCCUAUAAGUCCAACAUCAUUAAUAAAUUGGUUUAAUGGUUUGAAUUAUCAAGGGUUUUUGGGAUUAUUACCUUAUACGCAAUACAAAAAAUCGUCAAUUAUUAUAAAUCAACAAAUAAGAGAAGAUAUUGAAUUGUUUAUGAAUGAUAAUAAAUCUGUUUCAGGUGUCUUGAUAAAUUAUUUUAAUCUUAAACUACCGAAACGGCAUGGUGUGGUGUAUAUGAAUACCAUUGGAAACAAAUAUAUUGAUAAUGAUGGGUUAAUUGAUAUUUAUAAUUGGUUGGAAUAUAACCAGUAUCAUGAUAAUUUGUCAAAUUUGAAUAAUGGCGGUGUUUUAAGUAGUAAUUUAUCUGUGGCAUCAUCACCGCCGCAAGAGGGUGAAAAUCAAGAUGGAAAUACUUCUGACGGUACAGCAGAUACACAAUUUGGAUUUGAUGUCAGUCUGGGAUUAAGAGUUUUGAAUCCAGUCAAUUUGACAAAUAAUUUGGUUAUUUCCCCAAUAAAUUACACAGUAUCAACUGUAAUGGAGGGAACACAAGUAUCUAAUUGGUUGGCUAUGCCUCAGUUUAUUAAAAAAUUGACUGUUGGUGAUGACAACGAAACAGCAGAAUUACCUCCAGAUCAAACAGCUGAUAUCAACGAAAAUAGAAGUGAAGAGGACGAAGAUGACUUAUCAGGGGAGUUUAUUAUAGGACUACAAUCUGAUGGGAGUAUCCUGAGACAAGUCAUUUAUUUGAAAACUACAGAUUCCAUUUAUCAAGAACACCAAUUGGUGACCUAUCAUAAAGAUGAUAUAUAUGUUACUUUGGUAUGCGAAUCAAGUGAUCCAAAGCUUGAUCUGUCUGGAUUUUAUAAAUCAUUGGAAACUUCAUUGCUUAACCCAAUUAUUGAACAAAUUGAAACUGUUGCUAUGGGUGGAAGUAUGUUACAAACAAGUGUAAACUCAAUACGAUCAUUGUAUGUUCCUAAUGAUAUUGAUCAAGAUUUCUUUUACAUUACAUGUAAUCCGAAACAAAGAAAUUUCCAAAGUUCAUUACCUUAUUUACCACAUCUUUCAAAUAUGAAUAGUGAUACAUUGACCAAAUAUCAACUAACGGCAUUAUAUUAUUUACAUGAUCAAUUGAGUAAUAUUUUCCAACCGACAUUUUUCGAAAACCAACUCCAUGAAUUUUUCCAUAAAUUCACCAGUAAUAAAUUAAAUGAUUGGAUGUUUUAUUAUAUUAAAUAUCAAGACAAGUAUAUCAUUAUCAUGAAAAAUAAAAGUAAAAAUACAACCUCAGUAUUGACCAACAAUCAAUUGUCUGCAAGUGUACCACCCACCAUUGAAAGAUCAAUAGUCAAUAGAAUAUCUGAAGGGGUAUUAGAUUAUACUAAAUUGGGGUUUUUAGAGAAUCUUGGAGAUGAUGUAAAGUAUUGGUUAGGUACUCAACAAGAAGAUCUAGAGUCAAUAGAACAGGUUUCUUUACUGUGA
Molecule: messenger RNA, 2082 nt
Organism: Candida albicans SC5314
Lineage: Eukaryota; Fungi; Ascomycota; Pichiomycetes; Serinales; Debaryomycetaceae
Exons: 1
Coding region: 1-2082 (693 amino acids)
Biological process (GO): vesicle-mediated transport
Source: RefSeq, a predicted model, not a curated record